This is a messenger RNA of Lycium ferocissimum, 2021 nucleotides long. RefSeq names its product protein CANDIDATE G-PROTEIN COUPLED RECEPTOR 7-like. The transcript has a single exon. The record is from RefSeq and is a predicted model, not a curated record. Bases 447 to 1772 code for a protein of 441 amino acids. Gene Ontology annotation, cellular component: membrane; Golgi apparatus. Lineage: Eukaryota; Viridiplantae; Streptophyta; Magnoliopsida; Solanales; Solanaceae. Gene Ontology annotation, biological process: transport.
GGUCACCACUUUUGUUCUUUUCCAAUUUUGAAAAUAAAAGGUUGCAAAACUUUUAGGAUCAUUCUAAAAAGGAAAAGAGUGCAAUAAAAGGUGUGUUGGAAAUUCUAAUUUGUCAUCCAUAGCUACUAAUACAAUUCCCCUCUUGACCGUGGAAUUUGAACGGGUGACGCACUUGGAAAAUAAAAAUAUUUUUUCUCCUCAGACGCUCAACUAACUAAACCAAACAUAACCGCAUUGCCCAAUUCUGCAAAUUCCUCGACAGAUUUCGUCUCAUUUCCUUUUAUAGCAUCUCUAUUUCCUUACAGAGUUUCCUUUCUCAAAUCUUGAAGGAGAAGUACAUUGUGUCUCUUCUCUUUCUUAACGUACACUACACAAAUAAACAAACAAAACCAGUAUGUAAAUAUCAAGAAAAAAACGAACCUUUGCUUAUAUAGUCUGAUCCAAAAAUGUCGCUUCCCAAUUUCUCCCUUCUCUUAUUUCUUUUAUUUGUCACGUCACUUUUUUAUUCAUGUUCUCUUGGUGAAAUCAGAUCGUCCGAGGUUCGUUCUGAUGAUCGUCCGAUUAUACCAUUCGACGAAUUCGGCUUCACACAUCGUGGCAGGUUAGAACUCAAUGUUUCAAAAAUCUCCCUUGGUGUCCCUAGCAACCCUGCAAACCUUGAUCUCUCCAAAGUUGGUUUUUUUCUCUGUACUCGCGACACGUGGAUGCAUGUUCUUGAACAAAUUGAGGAUGCCGAAAUCACGUGUGCACUCCAAUCUGAUGUUGUCAAGCUAGUCUACACGUUCGAUAAACUUCGUGAAAAUUCCUCUUUCGACACACUUUUUGUCGAAACGGAUGCUGACCAGUACUCUCUUGUGUUUGCUAAUUGUUGUCCACAGUUAAAAGUUACCAUGACCGUUCGAUCCGCCAUGUAUAAUCUUGAUGCCAAAUCAGGAAAUAGAGACUAUCUCUCUGCUGGCAAGGCUAUUUUGCCUAGGAUUUAUUUCAUCUUUUCGCUUGUUUAUUUCUGCUUAGCCAUUUUUUGGAUAUUUGUGUUGUUUAAGAAGCGAUUAACAAUUCACGCGAUACAUUUCUUCAUGCUCGCGGUUAUCAUAUUGAAAGCCCUGAAUUUGCUGUGCGAGGCAGAGGAUAAAUCUUAUAUCAAGCGAACGGGUAGUGCUCAUGGAUGGGAUGUUCUGUUCUAUAUUUUCAGUUUUUUGAAAGGGAUUAUGUUGUUCACGUUGAUCGUGUUGAUAGGGACCGGUUGGUCAUUUCUCAAACCUUAUUUGCAGGAUAAGGAAAAGAAAGUUUUAAUGAUUGUGAUACCACUUCAAGUUGUAGCAAAUAUAGCGCAAAUUGUGAUUGAUGAGAAUGGACCUUACGGAGAUGAAUGGGUGACGUGGAAACAGGUGUUUUUGCUCGUUGACGUGAUUUGUUGUUGCGCGGUUCUUUUCCCUAUUGUUUGGUCGAUUAAGAAUUUGCGCGAGGCUGCUAAAUCUGAUGGGAAAGCUGCUGUGAAUUUGAUGAAAUUGACGCUUUUUAGGCAGUACUAUGUCGUGGUGAUAUGCUAUAUUUAUUUUACGAGGGUUGUGGUUUAUGCAUUGGAGACGAUUACAUCGUAUAGGUAUCUUUGGACUAGUGUAGUGGCAGGGGAAGUAGCAACUCUGGCUUUUUAUUUGUUUACUGGAUAUAAAUUUAGGCCUGAGGUACACAAUCCGUACUUUAUGAUUGAUGAUGAAGAGGAAGAGGCUGCCUCUGAGGCGUUAAAGUUUGGUGAUGAGUUUGAAUUGUAAACAGAUUAUUCUUGUGAUUCCAGGAUCUCAUGAUCAGUUUUGAAGUGGUCGAACUGAUAGUGAACAUUAAAGUGCACAUCUUGUAGAUCAUUUUUACUUUGAAGUUUUGUUUAAUUUCUUUGUUGUCAAUCUUGUCUCUGUAAUUGUAUAACUUGAGCAUGUCAUAUGAUUUCUUGGACUAGCACUGUGUCUGGAAAAGAACAAUUCUUCUGUGAAUUAAAGUAGGCCUUUAAGAUGCCGUCUAUUAAA